Symbiodinium natans is the source of this 681-nucleotide messenger RNA. Lineage: Eukaryota; Dinophyceae; Suessiales; Symbiodiniaceae. The record is from the annotation of a GenBank genome assembly.
AUGGAUCUCGAAGUCACCAUCAUCAGCGCCAAAGGUUUGCGCAACGCCGAUGGUGGCUGGUUCGAUGGCAAGUCUGACCCAUACUGCGUUUGCAAGAUUGCAGGACUUCCAUCGUACACAGACAGGACUCGUUUCCGGACAAGGGUCGUGAAGGACUGCCUUGAUCCGAAGUGGCAAGAAACAUCGAUUAUCCGCCUCGCAUCGCAGGUGCAGUACCUGGAGUUUGAGAUCUGGGACCAGGACGUAGGUUCUGCGGAAUUCCUGGGCAAGGCCGUUCUCAAUCCGCGAAGGGUUCCAUUGGAGUCGGGCUUUGAGGGCGACCUCAAACUCACAGGCGCCAAAGCAACAGGUAGCGUGCGCGUGCGAGUCACGAAGUCUUGUGGCUCUCAAGAGAUAUCCGUUUCCGAGUUCUGCUGCUGCGGCAGGCAGGGCAGAGAGGCAGAGGUGCAGCAGCUGACGAACACGAAGAUCGGGAUUCGCGACAUUCCCGGGGACACCGAGAAUCGGUCCCUGAACAUCGCAGGCCCCCUGCCAAACGCAUGUGCGGCCUACAUGCUGAUGAUGAAGAGGUAUCUGGACUCAGAAGCGCAGGCUCGUGCAGGGUCAGUGCUGCACUCCUACAAUUCACAGAGUUUGAGCAUUGCUAGGCUCCAGGAGGCUACGUCCAGUGAGCGGCGCUGA